AUGGCCAUCUUUGCACCACUGUUACUCCCGGUCGAGCGCCGGUUACAGACAGCCGCCGUUUUGGUUUGGAUUGCCGCCUUGGGCAUCUCCUUCACGGUCUUCUUUUAUCUAUGCACCAUCCGCUAUCUCUGGCCCUUUAUUAUUAUCUACCUCCUCUGGAUCCUUAUGGUCGACCAAGCGCCCGAGCAUGGCGGUAGACGGUCGCCCCUGUGGAGGAAUUGGAUCGGGUGGACGUACUUUGGUCGUUACUUUCCUAUGACUCUUAUUAAGGAAGGAGAUCUGGACCCCAGCAAAAACUACAUCUUUGGCUACCACCCCCACGGAAUCCUCUCCCUCGGGGCGGUCGGCUCAUUCGGUACCGAAGGACUCGGGUUCUCCAAGAAGUACCCGGGUAUCAUUCCUCACCUCCUCACCCUCCAGUCCAACUUCCAGAUUCCGUUCUAUCGCGAUUGUAUUAUGGCGAUGGGAAUGGCGUCGGUGUCGAAGCAAUCAUGUGAAAGGAUCUUGAAUUCAGGCCCCGGCAACUCAAUCACCAUUGUUGUCGGAGGCGCGCAGGAGAGUUUGGGAGCCAAGCCUGGAACGCUGGAUUUGACGCUCAAGAAGCGUUUGGGCUUUAUCAAACUGGCUCUCGUCAACGGAGCAAGCUUGGUGCCAACGUUGUCGUUUGGCGAGAACGAACUGUAUGAGCUUUACAGCACUGACCACACCAGCAAGAUGUAUCACGUCCAGCAGUGUAUGAAGAAGGUCCUAGGAUGGACCAUGCCCAUGUUCAACGGUCGCGGCGUUUUCAACUACGAGUUUGGUUUGUUGCCUAGAAGAAGGCCUGUGGCGAUUGUGAUCGGAGAGCCAAUCCACGUCGAGAAGGUUGAGGGAUCACCCUCGACAGAGCAAUUGGAAGCCCUGCAGAAGAAGUACAUCGAUGCCCUUUUGGGUAUCUGGGAAAAGUACAGGGACGUCUACGCUGUCGGCCGUACCCAGGACCUCCAGAUCAUCGAGUAA
Messenger RNA from Linnemannia hyalina, 999 nucleotides. NCBI's taxonomy places the organism in Eukaryota, Fungi, Mortierellomycota, Mortierellomycetes, Mortierellales, Mortierellaceae. The record is from the annotation of a GenBank genome assembly.